UUUUUAAGUAGAAAUUGACGUAUACUAUUAAAAUUUCGUUUUCAUUGCGAACGACGGAUAUCAUCAAUUUCUAUUUAUAUCGGCAAAGUAACAAAAUAUUUAUGCAGUCGGACGGUGAAAACUGUACGUUGCAUACAUGCUUCAAUUUCGUAAAAAGUGCAGUCAUGGGGUGCUGUUAUAGUAUAUGCCACAAAGAUUCAGAUCCUCAGGAAAAUGUAGUGAACGAACGGACGCACCUCCUAGAAGUGCCUGAGCAGCAACAGGAGACGCCGUCGCCGACGACGUGCGCGUCCACGCCGCCACGCAAGCCGGACGAGCAGAGCGCACUCAAUAGAAUAUUACAUGAGACUGCUACUAACGUGAUCGACGUGGGCGCGCUAGGCCCGUACUCGCUAGAAGCGAAUGCGUACAGCGAGCGUGUGCGCGCAUACACUGCGCGCGCAGCUGCUGCUGCGUUACCGCCUCCUGUACCUGCAAAAUUGUUAGCGGACGUACCACCGGCGGCAUCCAAAAUAAUUCUCAACGGACCACCACCUGAAAUCUCUGACAAAGAACUGAUAACGAACGCAGUGAAAAAAGCGGCAGCCGCUAUAUCGGAGCUCCGCGUGGAGCACCACGAGGACCUCGUGGUCCCGUUCCGGGUGCCCUAGCGCAGGCUGAGCCCGCCUGCUGACACUCAUAUAUAAUAUAGUAUAUAGGUAUAUAUUAGUAUGUAUGGUGAGUAUGUCGCCGUUAAAUUGUUAAUACCGUUUGAUUAUUAAAAUCGUGUGAAAAAAUUACGUUAUAAGUUGUUGUUCUAUCGCUGGCUACCGGCCACUGGUGACUGCAGACUGAUUGGCGAGUCGGUGGCCCGUUUGGGCCGAGCCUAAGGGUGCUUUUCCACCGCAGAUGUGCGAGGAUGCGAAGCGAGGGAUGUGUUUGUACAGAAACAAUAGUAUCACUUCAAACACUAAAUUAAACGAUAUAAUUGGUUUUUACAAACAUAUCCGUCGCUACGCGUCCUUGCACAAGGUGGAAAAGCACUCUAACCACAGCUGACGUACAAAUUUUUUUCGGACCUCAAUUGAUUUAUUACCGACAUACAAAGUCAUAUUCGAUGAUUUUAGUCGCUUGGAGACUAAAAUCAUCGAAUAUGACUUGUGUACGAAUAGUUUUACCGAUCACAGUUUUUCGACAAUCCCCAAUCUCGCGAGUUAGAUUGUAAUCUACCGGUUUUUACAAUUUUACGGUGACACAGACAUGUAUGUGAGUUAAGGCUGCGUUUAAAUGGAGCAAGUGCAAAGUGGAGGAUAAAAAAAUAGGUAUUACCUAUACAUAUAAGUAACCUACUACUAUGACCUACUUUUAUGCUCUUGCUCGUGUUGAGUUAGUUUUAUAGAAUAAUCUAAUACCCUAAAAUCUUUUUUCUAUCAAUAAGUAGCAAUACAGAAAAUAAAUUAACCUUUGGUUAAAAAAAAUAAAAAUAAAUUCUCAACUUUGCACAAGUGUCAACGCAGCCUUAGCUAAAAGUGUAUGAGUUACUAAAUAGGGGGUAAUAUAGAUAUAAAAUUUUAAUAUUGUUAUGUAAAUCGUGCUUAGCAGAGGCGAACUAAACCACGUUUGAAUAUUU
Messenger RNA from Colias croceus (clouded yellow), 1609 nucleotides. RefSeq lists its product as uncharacterized. Gene Ontology annotation, biological process: positive regulation of MAPK cascade; lysosome organization; cellular response to amino acid stimulus. Gene Ontology annotation, molecular function: molecular adaptor activity; guanyl-nucleotide exchange factor activity. Gene Ontology annotation, cellular component: late endosome membrane; membrane raft; Ragulator complex. The coding region runs from base 102 to 650 and encodes 182 amino acids. The record is from RefSeq and is a predicted model, not a curated record. The transcript has 5 exons. Lineage: Eukaryota; Metazoa; Arthropoda; Insecta; Lepidoptera; Pieridae.